Messenger RNA from Camellia sinensis, 2370 nucleotides. NCBI's taxonomy places the organism in Eukaryota, Viridiplantae, Streptophyta, Magnoliopsida, Ericales, Theaceae. The record is from RefSeq and is a predicted model, not a curated record.
GAGACCAGAGCACACACAUACGGAGGGUUUUUGGAGGAGGAAAAACAAAAAGACAUGCACUGAUCUCUCUCUCCUCUCUCGGGGCUGGUUCUCUACACAUUCAUUCACACAACACCCACACACAGAUGGCAUAACACAACAGACACACAGACUCAGCACACACAAGGGGAACUCACAGACACACUGAUACACAGACAUACACUUCUCUUUGGGGUCGGGGGAGGACAGACGGAGCACUCACACACACAGAUGCACACACGGGUUUAGGGAGAGGGAGAAGAAACCAUUAAGAGACACCCAUGCACACCUACACACGGACAUGCACCAGUUCUCUCUCUCUUCUCUUUCUAACACAAACCCAGCACACACACUCACACACACACAGCACACACACAUAUGUAUCCAUGCUUCACCGCACACACACUGAGCUUCACUGAUACACACUCACGGCACACACAAACCCAUCACUGCCAUACACCCAGCAGCUCACACACACACCCAUCACCUCUCACUCAUGGCAUGCACACACGCACACAGCUCAUCACCUCUCACUCAUGGCAUACACAACACAGACGGCGCACACACACACGGCUAACCUCUCUCCCUCGUCCUCUGAACCCAGACAUACAUGCACACACAGUUUAGAGAGAGAGCAUGACACACAGUCGGGAUACACCAUACACAACACACAGCAGACACAUACCACUGCCAUCACACGCACACACGGAGCUGCGACAACACACAACACAUGCAUACAGAUGAUUGAUACGGACAGAUAGAGGGACCAUUUCAUGACAGAUAUGGGUAGAGAGAGGGAGGAGACAUCCACCCAACACACCAUUGAGAAGAAGACCAUUAGACAGCAGCACACAGGGACAUAGAGGGAGGCACUGAUUUCUCUCUUCUGUCUCUCGGCAAACCCAGCACACAUGGAGAGGGACUGAACACACACAGACACAAGCUUCACCUCUCUCUUUCUCUCCUUCCACAGCACACCUCUCACACAUGCACUCUCUCUCCAUGCAUGACAUAGAUACCAUAGUUCUAAAUCGCGGUACCGGGUAACGUAACGGUAUCGAUCGCGGAGUAUCGGUAUCGGUAGUAUCGACCGGUCGUUAUGUGGCACUGCACAGAGCUGCAAUCGAAGGUGACUUCUUCACAGAGCAUCACAUAUACUUCUUAUACUUCUUAUAUAUAUCCCCUUUGUAAAAAAACAGAGCAUCACAUAUAUAUGACUUCUUCAGCCAAAAUAAAAAAACAGACCAUCACAUUCACAUAUACAAACAGAGCAUCAUAGAACAAACCUUCAACAGAGCAUCAGCCGUAUUGGACUGUAUCGGAAACAAAUCGCUUACGUAUCGGAUUCAGGCCGAUACGUAUCGGGAAUCGGCCGCUACGGACGCGAAAUUCAUUCUCGCCGGUAUACCGGUGUGUAUCCGAGUCGGUCCUCCCACUUUCCGGUACGAACCGGCCAGUACGGCACGUAGUGGCUGAUAUUUAGAACCUUGAUAGAUACACACAGACCGAGUGGAAGGGGGGGAGGAGCUCACUGAUUCACAAACACACACCAAACCCAUGCACCCAACACUCACACACACACAUCACACACUCACGGCAGCAUCACAUGAUACAGAGGCAACACACAUGCAAACCAAGAGGGAGACCACCAACUUUUCUCUCUCUAGAGAGACACCCACUCAAUCUCCCUCUCUCUCUCUCUCUCUCUCUCUCUCUCUGCAUAUUUCCUCCCUACUUGAAAUCCCUUCCCUAUCUGCAUCUUUUUGAUAAUAUAUCUCUUUCUUGUUGGUUGCUUGAAGUUCAAUGGAUCCAGAAAUAGAUUUUUGGACUUAUCUAUCAUCAUUGCCGGAUACGUCUGAUAUAGCUGAUACAUCUGAUAAUGAUGUUAAUGAGCUUGCAGUUGAUGAAUACAACCAUCGCAUCAAGGACACAAAUAAAGAGUUGGAGUUUGUGAAGGUUUUGAAGUCAAUGUCUCAGGCUGCCUGUGUACUCAGGUUUUAUAUGACCUUCAGUGCCAAGGAUCUUGCUGAUGGAGGCAAUAUUAAUACAUAUCAAGCUGUGGUGCUAAUGGGGGUAGGUUCUGAGAUGUCAGUGUUAUCUUUCAGGCUCAAACCUCCUGACAGUCAUGGGAAAGAAUGGUUCUGGGAAGAAGAUGACCUUUGCAAUGGAGUUAAAGUGCAUGUGAUGACAUUUGAGGUGGGAAAGGUGCUUGAGGAUGCAAAGUGGCAAGCCCAUGUAUACUGUGUCAAGGUGGGAAAGAACUCUGUAAUUGAAUCUGUGUGGGUAAUUUUCUGACCACACUGUCCGCCUACUAAUCAGUUAGAGAGCACCGGCAGAAUAGAUGGCUUCAAC